AUGCUGGUGCUGAUUCUGGUGUUGGUGUUGGUGCUGCUGCUGCCCCACAAUGUUGUCUGCGGGAUGCCCAAAGCAAAAUGCCCAUUGAACCUGAUCAACGAUCUACAUGGACCAUGGAAUUAUUACAGGCCAGGAGACUACCUAAUUGGCGGGAUCGUAUCUCUGAAGUCUACUUAUCUGCACCCAGUCACCUUUAAGGAACCUCCUGUCACCAGAAUAAAAUACGGGUCAAACACAAAAUACGGAGUCAUCUUGUCCUUCCUGCUCGCCAUUCAGGAGAUCAAUCGGAAUCCCAGGAUCUUGCCCAACAUCUCUCUGGGCUACGACAUCUACGACAACUAUUUUGAUGCAAGGCUGACUUACGAUGGCAUGUUGGACCUGCUCUUCCUGGGGAAGGAGAAUAUUCCAAACUACCACUGUGGAGGUCCAAAGAACCUGCUGGCAGUUCUUGAAGGGUCUGAGUCUCAAAUCCCCAUCCAGAUCUCCAGUCUGCUGGGCAUCUCCAAAAUCCCACUGAUCAGUUACGGGCUCAUUUCCCAUGUUCUUCAUGAUCCAGCUCAGUUCCCUUUUCUCUACCGGAUGGUUCCAAAGGAGGAAAAACAAUACAUGGGGAUUGUCAAACUGCUCCUGCAUUUCCAGUGGACAUGGAUCGGUCUCUUUGCACUAAAUACUGAUAGUGGAGAACAAUUCAUGAAGAUCUUCCCCCCUCUGGCCAGCAGCAGUGGCGUUUGUGUUGCUUUCUCACUGAGUAUCCAACUUCACACCUUCCUGAGGAAGGUCCCUCUUUACAACACCUCCAUGGGUGAAGCGUAUUGGGAUGAGAAUGGGGGUGUCGCAGUGGAUUUUGAUAUCGUGACAUGGAUGGGAUUCUCCAAUGGGUCUGCUGCUGGAGUGAAAGUGGGGAGUGUAGAGAGACAGGCUACCCCAGAUCUAAAAAUCACCAUCAACCAGGAUGCCCUUGUGUUCCCCAAGAGGCUGAACCAGUUGGUGCCCCGUUCCAGGUGUACCAAAAGCUGUCAGCCUGGGUAUGCCAAAAAGACUCAGGAAGGGAAGGCAUCUUGCUGCUAUGACUGUGAUCCAUGUGCCAAAGGGACAAUCUCCACACAAGAAAAUGCAGAGCAUUGUGACAAAUGCCCAGAAGAUCAGCAUCCAAGCAAGGACCGAACUCGAUGUAUCCCAAAGACUACAACCUUCCUCUCUUACGAAGAACCUUUGGGGAUCAGCUUAGCUGUCUUUCCUCUCUUCUUGUCCCUAAUCACUGGUUUUGUUUUAGGACUCUACAUUAAGUACCAGGAUACACCAAUAGUCAAAGCCAACAACCGGGGCCUCACCUACAUUCUCCUUGUUUCCCUCCUGCUUUCCUUUCUCUCCUGCUUUCUAUUCAUUGGCCAGCCAGGAGAGGUGACCUGCCUUCUCCGACAAACUGCCUUCAGCUUCAUCUUCUCAGUUGCUGUCUCUUCUGUGUUGGCCAAAACCAUCACUGUGGUGGUGGCUUUCAUGGCCACAAAGCCAGGAAAUACAAUGAGGAAAUGGCUGGGGAAGAGUCUGCCCAACUCCAUUGUCGUUUCUUGUUCUGCUGUCCAAGUUAUCCUCUGUGCUCUCUGGCUGGGAAUCUCCCCACCCUUCCCAGAGUCUGACAUGCACUCCCAGCCUGCACACAUCGUCCUACAAUGCAAUGAAGGGUCUGUCGCCAUGUUUUAUGGUGCCCUGGGCUACAUGGGCUUCCUGGCUGCCAUCUCUUUCACGGUGGCUUUUCUGGCCAGGAAGCUGCCCGGGGCCUUCAAUGAAGCCAAGCUGAUCACCUUCAGCAUGCUGGUGUUUUGCAGUGUCUGGGUGUCCUUUGUGCCCACCUACCUGAGCACAAAGGGGAAAUACAUGGUAGCUGUGCAGAUCUUCUCCAUCUUGGCCUCCAGUGCUGGCUUGCUGGGUUGUAUCUUCUUUCCCAAGUGCUACAUUAUUAUCAUGAGGUCUGAUCUGAAUACCAAGGAGUAUCUAAUGUCAAAAGUAAACCGAUUAAAUUAA
Messenger RNA from Eublepharis macularius, 2022 nucleotides. Its product is annotated as vomeronasal type-2 receptor 26-like. Bases 1 to 2022 code for a protein of 673 amino acids. Gene Ontology annotation, cellular component: membrane. NCBI's taxonomy places the organism in Eukaryota, Metazoa, Chordata, Lepidosauria, Squamata, Eublepharidae. The transcript has 6 exons. Gene Ontology annotation, molecular function: G protein-coupled receptor activity. Gene Ontology annotation, biological process: G protein-coupled receptor signaling pathway. The record is from RefSeq and is a predicted model, not a curated record.